This is a messenger RNA of Telopea speciosissima, 2304 nucleotides long. RefSeq names its product phosphatidylinositol N-acetylglucosaminyltransferase subunit C. Bases 687 to 1598 code for a protein of 303 amino acids. The transcript has a single exon. Gene Ontology annotation, biological process: GPI anchor biosynthetic process. Gene Ontology annotation, cellular component: glycosylphosphatidylinositol-N-acetylglucosaminyltransferase (GPI-GnT) complex; membrane. NCBI's taxonomy places the organism in Eukaryota, Viridiplantae, Streptophyta, Magnoliopsida, Proteales, Proteaceae. The record is from RefSeq and is a predicted model, not a curated record.
GAAGGGCAAUGUUGCUGUUAUAUGUGACUAACUUGGGUUUAUCUCCUAAGCAUGCUUGCUGAGGAAGUAUUCAAGAUUUUGUUAAAGAUCAUUUCAAGUCAUGUUUGCGUCCUUGGCUUCCGAUAAUGGUUUUAUUAAUUUAGAUAGGAUUUCUCAUGUGUUAGGUUGAUCAUAAAUCCGAGCCUGACUAUCUGUGUACUUGUCCUGCAUGUGGGGGCAAUCUGAGUUUAAGAAGCAAGAGUUAUUUUUUUCUCUCAAUUUUUUGCAUACUUAGUUUACAUAAUCUAUAUGUUGCUGGUGUCGUCUGUUAGCAAUUUGAUUUGUUAAAACUUAAUUUCUCUCUAUAAAAUUUUGGUGCCAGAAUUCACAAAACUACAACUGUUCCCCAUGCCAUAGUUCCUUUCAUAGUAAUCUAAACAUUUUGCAUUUUCAGCACCAGAUGUGAUCUGGGUUUAUCUGGACUUGUACUUUUUAAAAGUUUCAAAUGUAAUGGCCUUAACUAUAGUAGCUGGAUUUAUGAAGAUUUCUUUAACAGGACAAUCUCAAAUUGUAUUGAACCUGUUCAAAUUGGGACAUGUUACAGAUAAACACUGAAUUGUUGAAGAGCUUGAGUGAAGUUUAAGUAGUGCACUAUCACACGGUGAAAAAGUCCUAGCAACUUUAUCUGCAAUCGAUCAGUGGUUCUGAUGGAGACCAAGGUUGAAGGGAACCAAUUGCCAACUCGACCUAAAUGGAGAAAAGUGGCAUAUGGAGGGAUGCAACAAGGAUAUGAUGACAACUACACUGAUGAGUCUUUCCUUGAAGAUAUGGUCAUGAAUGCCAAUGUGGUGAAGCGGGACAUGUUGAAGGUGAUGCAGGAUUCUGUUUGUAUCUCUCAGUAUCUGUGCAUUGUUGCUCUUGUGGUCUGUGUUUGGACUUACAUGCUUGGUUCCACCAUUGAUGUGACUUCUCUCAUGCUGCUUGAUGUGAGCCUUCUUGGAGUAGGAUUCUUAGUGCUGCUUGUCACUACAAAGAGGGUCUCCAUUAGUCUUCUCUCUCAUUAUCUCCUCAACGUUGCCUUCUUUGUAAGCGGGCUGUAUGUUUUGGCUCCUAUUUACCACACUCUCACUAGGUCCAUCAGCUCAGACACCAUUUGGGCACUCACAGCAUCACUUCUUGUAGUCCAUCUCUUUUUGCAUGACUACGCAGGGUCCACAAUAAGGCCACCUGGGGCUUUGAACAAUCCAACCUUCACUAGCAAUGUCUCUUUAAAUGCUUCUAUUGUGGCUUCUGUUUUAAUUGCUUCUCGCCUCCCGUCAAGGCUUCAUGUGUUUGCCAUUAUGCUUUUCUCCUUGCAGGUCUUCCUUUUUGCCCCACUGGUUACGUAUUGUAUCAAGAAGUACUCCCUUAGGCUGCACCUUUUAUUUUCUUUUUGGUUGAUGAUUGUGACCUUAGGGUUGGUCUUCACAUUGCAGCGGCUGCUGUUUGCAUUGUUACUAGGUCUUUUGGUAUUUGUCACAGUUGUAUGCCCUUAUUGGCUUAUAAAGAUACAAGAGUACAAGUUUGAGAUAAAUGGUCCUUGGGAUGAGGCAAAGCUUUGCUUUGAUAUAACAGAAUGACAUAUUGUUUUUGAGGUUCAGAAGUUUCAGAAGAGCUUUGUAGAUUAGCAUGAAUUCAGGCUGUCUGGUCACCUAUGAGCUCUUCCAUUUGCAUUGCUCAUUUUUGUAUUUUGUGUGAUGAUGCUUGCAAUUCAUUGAUCACUGGUUCAUAGGCUGUCUUCUCAGAGAGAAGUGGUCAAAGAUCUUUGAAAGACUUGAUGUUCAGAGCAUCAAUUUCUUCCCUUGGCUUCCCCGGAGAUUAUCUUGAUACGUUCCAAAUUCAGUGGUAAAAAUGUUUCUUUUACAGAGUGUUUAUUAAUGUAAUGUAAUGUUUGCAUUUAUUUGAUGACCAAAACAAGAAAAUCAUCCAGACCUGUAGAUUUGCCUCUGUUGCCAUUGAGAAAAUAUUGAUGAUCUUCAGUUUCCAUUGUGAAGCUAGGCUGUACAAACAGUUGAGAUAUUAUUCUGAUGUACAUUCUAAUUCAGGUUGUUGAAGGACAAUCAUGAAGCAGAGUAAAAGAGAAAUGCCAUUGCAUCUCCACUUUUUUCUAAUUCUCGACUCUGAUAUGUUAGUGGCUUUGUCAGGUUGAGCCUUAUUUUGAUUAAGGCCAUCUGUAAGACAUGCCAAAGGCAACAUUUCAAGGAAUUCAAUAGUUGACCAGAGUUUGUAAUGUUAUAAAGCUUGAAAAUCGUGAGAAUAGGAUCAACUAAAGAAGGGCCAAUUCCA